AUGUGCGACCCAAGUAGAGUCAAAAGAACGUUGCUCAUUUUAAUGUUAAUCAGUGUUAACGUUUAUGGACAAAUUCAAAAUUAUAAUGUUGAUCAGAAUGAAAGGGGAUUUAAUAUUGUUCCAAAUCAAAAUGUUAAUCCUUUAAAUCCGAAUUUAAACCCGAACUUAAAUCCAAAUUUGAAUCCUAAUUUAAAUCCGAAUUUAAAUCCUAAUUUAAAUCCGAAUUUAAAUCCUAAUUUAAAUCCGAAUUUAAAUCGUAAUUUGAAUCCUAAUUUUAAUCCAAAUUUUAAUCCAAAUUUAAAUCCAAAUACUUUAAAUAUACAAGACAACAAUCAAUAUCCUGGGGAUGUUCGUCAACUUUUAGCAGAGUUGGAUCUUCAAGCAUCGCAACAAUGUACGAAUAAUGUUGGUGCUCAAUGGAAUUUUGAGACGAAUGUGAAUCAAGCGACUCAAUUGGAAGCUUUAAACGCCCAACAACUAUACUCCGAUUUUCAACAUUAUCUUUGGAGCGUAUUCUCUCAAAUUCCGAACUCGAAUGUUCCUGAUAUAAUGACUUAUCGCCAAAUUAGAUUUAUGUCUGUUGUUGGACCAGCUGCUUUACCCCCGGAUCAACUUGAUAGAUACAACAGAUUAAUAAAUGAUAUGUUGGCAAUUUAUAACUCAGCAUCAAUUUGUGCUCCAAACGAACCUUUCCGUUGUGGGUUACGUCUUCAACCGGAUCUAACUGAAAUUAUGGCACGAGUUAGAAAUUGGGAUGAAUUGCAAUAUGUUUGGACUGAAUGGAGAAGGAAUACCGGUCAAAAAUAUAAAGAUACUUACGAGCAAUUAGUUCAAUUAACAAACCAAGCUGCAAGAUUAAAUAAUUUUACAAAUGCUGCUGAAUAUUGGAAUUUUCCAUUUGAAACUUCUAACUUAGAAGAUCAACUUCAAGACGCAUGGGAAGAAGUUAAACCAUUAUACGAACAACUUCACGCUUACGUUCGAAGAAGAUUACGUGAUUAUUACGGUCCCGAAAAAAUUAGCAGACAAGCACCACUUCCUGCUCAUAUUUUGGGAAAUAUGUGGGGUCAAUCUUGGACUAACAUCUUUGAUAUAAGUCAACCUUAUCCAGGAAGGACAUUUUUGGAUGUUAGCCCAGAAAUGGAACGACAAGGUUAUAACCCCGCGGAGAUGUUUCGAUUAGCUGAAGAUUUCUUCGUUUCAAUGAACAUGACACCACUCCCAUUAAAUUUUUGGUCAGACUCCGUUCUUGAAGAACCUCUAGAUCGAACAGUUUUAUGUCAACCUUCAGCUUGGGAUUUUUGCAAUCGACAAGAUUUUCGAAUUAAAAUGUGUACAAAAAUUACUAUGAAAGAUUUAAUAAUGGCUCAUCAUGAAAUGGCUCAUAUUUAUUACUUUAUUAAUUAUAAAGAUCAACCGAAAGUUUACAGAGAUGGAGCAAAUCCAGGGUUCCACGAGGCCAUCGGCGAAGCCAUCGGGUUAUCCGUUGGGACACCGAGACAUUUACAACAAAUCGGAUUAGUUCAAACUUCCGUUGAUGAUUCCGCCGUUGAUAUCAACUUUUUAUAUUCAAUGGCGUUGGAUAAAGUCGUUUUCUUACCAUUUUCGUAUGCUUUGGAUAAAUGGAGAUACGAUAUUUUUAGAGGAAACGUUUUAAAGGAUCAAUACAAUUGUCAUUGGUGGAUGUUAAGGGAGGAAUUUACUGGGAUUAAACCUCCAGUUUUAAGAUCUGAGAACGAUUUUGAUGCUGGAUCUAAAUAUCACGUCCCGGCAAAUAUACCAUAUAUAAGAUACUUCGUGAGCACUCUUCUUCAAUUCCAAAUUUAUAGAAGCCUUUGUAUCGCCGCUGGACAAUACGUGCCGGAAGAUCCAACAAAACCUUUACAUAAAUGUGACAUUUACCGAAGUAGAGAAGCAGGGCGAAUUUUAAGUUUAUUGAUGGAAAGAGGAUCUUCUCAACCAUGGACAGACACUUUACUUCUUGCAACCGGAGAGAGUCGAAUCACCGGAACUGCUAUGAGAGAAUAUUUUAGACCGUUAGAAGAUUGGUUAACAAACGAAAACUUAAGAACUCAAGAAUUUGUUGGUUGGGUUUACGACGGAGAUUAUUGCAAACAAAGUAUUGAAACGGCCGGGUUACAAGUGUUUGGAGGGUUUUAUAAUAACGCUCAAAGUUUGAAGUUUUCUAAUAUUAUUGUAUGUUUUGUGUUCAUUAUUUACUAUUAUAUUUUAACGUGAU
Onthophagus taurus is the source of this 2239-nucleotide messenger RNA. RefSeq names its product angiotensin-converting enzyme Ance-3 (gene Ance-3). Gene Ontology annotation, cellular component: plasma membrane. The record is from RefSeq and is a predicted model, not a curated record. Lineage: Eukaryota; Metazoa; Arthropoda; Insecta; Coleoptera; Scarabaeidae. Gene Ontology annotation, molecular function: peptidyl-dipeptidase activity; metallopeptidase activity. Gene Ontology annotation, biological process: proteolysis.